ACGGAACAGAAGCACAGUUCACUUUACCCUGAAAGUGAUCGAGUGUUCUCUGGUUUCUGGUAUUACAGAAGAAGAUCCGGUUCGUGUUUUUGUUAAUCUCUAGACAAUGAAUCCUUUGCGUACAGUUUGCCUGAUGAUGGGCGUCCUGGCCUUGGCUAGUGCCAACAGUGCUGGUCCCCGGCCCAUGAGCAUGAAUUCGAAUCGUAAUACGAUUAAGAAUAGCAUGAAACCCACCUCAUGGAUGUCGAUUUCGACAUUGCAAUCGCUGCCCUCGUUGAAGGAAAUCAAAUUGAAGCAACUGGAAGAGAUGUCGGCCUUUGAGGGAGCCGAUUUGAUCAAUCGCUUGUAUCACCUGGCCCAAGCCACCCAGGCCUUGGAGCCCACCUAUGCCCCCAGGGCGAGUGAGAUCCCAGCCUUCCUUGUAACACCCGAUAACCAGAAAAUCGAAUUCCAAUUGAACGAAUUGCCACGUGUGGCCCGCGAACAAUCACACUGCGGCAAACAGGAGGUUACCGUUUUCAUUACCGGCCUCCCCUCGAAAUUGGAAAGUGUCAAGGAAGCCACCCGCAGCUUGACCCAGGCCUAUAUGCAACGUUACAAUGAUGAGUCCAGCUAUUACCAAAACUCUGCCACCAGCAGCAGCAGCAGCCACUACCACCACAACAAGAAGCAACAACGUUCGGACAGUGAUGAAGAUAAUUCCAACCAGAAACCUUCCGGCUGUUUGGUUGUUGUGAAAUUCGGUGAUACCAUUAGCGAUUUUGAGGAAUACGCCACCGUGGACACCGAAAAGGUUGGCAAGGAAGUCGGUAAUGUUUUGGUACAACUUUUGCAAAAGACCAACUGCAAUCGCGACAAUGUCCAUUUGAUUGGCUCCAAUUUGGGCGCCAACAUUGCCGGAGCUGCUGGUCGUCAAUACACCAAGGUUACCAAUCAUCAAUUGCGCCGCAUCACCGGUUUGGACCCCGUCAAAUGCUUUGCCAAGGAUCCCGAGACAUUGACCGGUUUGGCUCGUGGUGAUGCCGAAUUCGUUGAUGCCAUCCACACCACUGCCAACAGCAUGGGUACCUCUGCCCGCGCCGCUGAUGUUGACUUCUACCCCGAGGGACCCAAUGAGGCUGUGCCCGGUGCCGACAACAUUGUCGAAUCUUCGAUGCGUGCUGUCCGCUACUUUGCCGAAUCCGUUGUGCCCGGCAAUGAGCGUAACUUCCCAGCUGAGAGUGCCCACUCUUUGAACGAAUACAAGAGCAGCAACACCUCGGGACGUCGCAUCUACAUGGGCAUCAACACCACCUUCAAGGCUGAGGGUGACUACAUGUUGCAGGUGAACACCAAGAGUCCAUUCGGUCGCAGCACCCCUGCCCAAAAACAACAAAACGCCCAUGGUGUCCACAAGUCGUGGAAAAUGUCCUCUCGCGAUGAGGAAUAAAUGGAUGGAGAAGAAAUCAUUCAACUGACCCCGGCAAUGUCUAAUGGAAACCUGAGAGAUAGAUGUUUGGAACUGGUUCAACAGUUCGAAUCGAACAAUUUUUUUUUUUGUAAUUUUGAAUUUUUCUUUUGUAGUUUUUAAGUUCAAUGAAUAUUGAAAAAAGAUCAUUGAAAUAUCAAUUAUGUGCUGUUUAAUUUAUAUAAGAUAGAUCCGCUUUUAUUAAACAAAAAAAUUAGACAAAUAAUAAGAGAAUUGCAUAUUAAAAAGCAAAAUAAAACAAA
This is a messenger RNA of Musca domestica (house fly), 1710 nucleotides long. It is a transcript of the gene Yp2, whose product is annotated as vitellogenin-2. The coding region runs from base 107 to 1429 and encodes 440 amino acids. The transcript is spliced from 2 exons. The record is from RefSeq and is a predicted model, not a curated record. Gene Ontology annotation, molecular function: lipase activity. NCBI's taxonomy places the organism in Eukaryota, Metazoa, Arthropoda, Insecta, Diptera, Muscidae.